CAUUACACUAUCUAUUCUAAUCGUUGGCAAUACAUUUCCUGAAGAGAACUUAGGAAUUAGUUUUACCGGUUUACUUCUAUUAUUAUUAUAUUCAGAAUAAUUCACGAUGGCAGCAGCUGACAGGUCAUUGCCCACAUUAGAAGAAAACAAAGAAGGAACAAUUUAUACCUGUCCAACUCAUUGCAGAAAGGCACUGGAAUUUUACUGCUCAACUUGCAAGAUAUCAGCAUGUAAACAGUGUGAACAUAUAUUUCACUGUUUUCAAAAUAAACAUGAGGUGAUUAAAAUGAAGAUUGCUGUAGAUGAGUUUAAUCAAAAUGCUACUGAACUUAUUCAGAUAGCUGCCGACAUCAAAUAUAAAUUGCAAGAAAAUUUUGAUUACAUAAUUAGAGAUAGAUCCCACUUUGAAAAAUAUCUGAAAACAUGCAGAGCAGCUAUAAAACAUCAAGAAGAGACGCUAGUAAAGAAAAUUCAGGAGAAAAGCAAAACAUUGAUGUUAGAUCUUGAAAAGAUAUACAAUGCAAAGAUAGAAGAUCACAAUAGUAAAAUAAAAGAUCUUGAUUUAAAGCAAAGUCAAGUACAAAAUCUGAAGUCAGCAAUUAAUGCAAUAAUGAACAAACCAGAACAAACAGAAACUCUUCAAUCCCAUAAGACAACUAUCAAUACCAUUAGAGAAAUGGUUCUAAAAAGUGAAUUUGAUAAAUCAUUUCAUAACAUGAAUAUUAUACCUAAUUUUAUUGCAUUUACAAACUUAGAAGUGUUGAUGAACAGCGAGGGCAUUGGUAAAAUCAUAACUGUUGAUGGCAAUUACAAGGUUGCUAAAGAUGAUGAAGUAAUUACUGUCACAAAAGGGCAACAAUUUGUAGUGAAAGUAUCAAGUGUGGAUAAGACUGAUGCAUCUCAAUUAGCUGCAAUUUUAAAGAACUCAUCAGGUAACAAAAUACACACAGAGGUUGAAUAUGGAGAAAAUGCAGAUUACAAAAUAAUGGGAAAAUGCAAUGUGGAAGGUGAUUGGCAAAUGGAGAUCAUUGUUGGAAAGACACACAUCGAAGGAUCGCCUGUGAAUAUCACAGUAGAAUCACUGGGACUUGUCCAUACUAUUGGUAAUAUAUCAGAAUAUAAAGAACAUAAUAAACCAUUUAAUGUGUCAGAUGUAGUGUUAUAUACAGAUGGAUGCAUAUUAGUAUCAAGCCUCAGUAUAGAUAUAUUAAAGUUCAACCAAUCAGGUUCAUUUGUUGCUAGGAUACAGGUGCCCCAACAGGAGGUGAUUUCAAUGUAUUUAAUGGAUGAUGGUCAGAUGUUGUACAGUGAUCACUUAGGAAAAUGUGUUGUAAUGUGUGAUGACAAAUUUCAAGAAAUCCACUCAUUUGGAAAAGGAAUGUUGAAAGAUCCAAUAGGCCUGACAGUAAACAAGGAAACUAGAGUUCUGUAUGUAGCAGAUUGCGAAGCUCACUGUGUGUUUAAAUUCAAUGUUGAUGAUGGUAGACUGCUGGGUAAGAUAGGUUCAAAAGGUAGUAAAGUAGGUAAAAUGAAUGUACCACAUGAUGUCACUUUAACUAAGGAAGGUUAUGUUAUUGUUGCUGACUUUGGAAACAACAGAAUACAAAUGUUUGAUGUAAAUGAUAAGUUGAUGAGAAUUCUUGUAGGCAAAGGUAAAGAAGAUGGUAAAGUUUGGGGUCCUUGUGGAAUAACUACAGAUAUGAAUGAAAAUAUAAUAGUAUCAAGUAAUCAUAAACUACAAUUAUUUAAUAAAAAUGGUGUCUUCAUAAAACGAAUAGAUUAUGAAGAUGAUGGAUUAGAUAUCCCAGCAGGAAUCACUGUAAUCUCCGAUAGACCAAGAAGAGUAGCAGUAGCAAACAGCAAACCAAACAAUAUUAAAAUAUUCAACUAUUGAAUAUUUAACUAUUGAAUUUUAAUUUUCAUGAAAAUAAUGUCAUAGUAUAUUUUGUUGCUUGCUAAUAAGGAAACUGAAAUGAAAAAGAUGCUUGAGCUAGCUACUAUCUUUGCAAAAGAGAGGAAACUUAAUUUUAAUUUUGACAAAUCAAAUAUAUUAGUAAUUGGUAAACGUAUAAACAGGGAUAAACACUGGAAACUAGGAGAUAGCUACAUAAUGGAGGCCGAAUCAUAUAAAUAUCUUGGGGUAAUUAUUUCCAGAAAUUUAAACGAUCAUAAGCAAUUUGAAAAUGUUUUAAAGAAAGGCAAUAGUAUAGUUGCAGUGGCGGCUCUAGGAUAUA
Anneissia japonica is the source of this 2234-nucleotide messenger RNA. RefSeq names its product tripartite motif-containing protein 2-like. Lineage: Eukaryota; Metazoa; Echinodermata; Crinoidea; Comatulida; Comatulidae. The transcript is spliced from 2 exons. Bases 107 to 1894 code for a protein of 595 amino acids. The record is from RefSeq and is a predicted model, not a curated record. Gene Ontology annotation, molecular function: zinc ion binding; protein binding.